Molecule: messenger RNA, 2394 nt
Organism: Kluyveromyces marxianus DMKU3-1042
Lineage: Eukaryota; Fungi; Ascomycota; Saccharomycetes; Saccharomycetales; Saccharomycetaceae
Gene: ACO2
Product: aconitate hydratase ACO2
Exons: 1
Coding region: 1-2394 (797 amino acids)
Biological process (GO): tricarboxylic acid cycle
Cellular component (GO): cytosol; mitochondrion
Molecular function (GO): 4 iron, 4 sulfur cluster binding; aconitate hydratase activity
Source: RefSeq, a predicted model, not a curated record
AUGCUAGCUGCUAGAAGAUCUACAAGAUCGAUCUCACUGGCAAGAGUCAGAAGAACUCUUUCCACAGUAAACGAAGACGCAUUCCUACGUGCACCAGCAGAACUGCAAUCCAGAGUACCGCCAUAUGCCAAGCUCAUCUCGAAACUGCAAACGGUCAAAUCGAUUUUGAACGAUGCCCCAUUGACCUUGGCUGAGAAAAUUCUAUACUCGCACUUGUGCGACCCUCACGAGUCGCUAGUCUCUUCUUCCCUCGCCGAUAUCAGAGGCCAGCAGUACUUGAAGUUGAAUCCGGACCGUGUCGCAAUGCAGGACGCUUCCGCUCAAAUGGCCCUUUUGCAAUUCAUGACUACUGGGUUGCCCGAAACGGCCGUUCCAGGUUCCAUUCACUGUGACCAUUUGAUCGUUGGUAAGGAAGGUGAAACCAAGGACUUGGCCUCGUCAAUCGCCACGAACCACGAGGUGUUCGACUUCUUGCAGUCGUGUGCAUCCAAAUACGGUAUCCAGUUCUGGGGCCCAGGUUCGGGUAUCAUCCACCAAAUCGUGCUCGAAAACUUCUCGGCCCCAGGUCUAAUGAUGCUCGGUACAGACUCGCAUACCCCGAACGCAGGUGGUUUGGGUGCCAUUGCCAUCGGUGUCGGUGGAUCUGACGCCGUGGACGCCUUGACAGGAACCCCCUGGGAGUUGAAAGCCCCAAAAGUCCUGGGUGUUAAGCUCACAGGCAAGAUGAACGGCUGGACUUCGCCAAAGGACGUCAUCACAAAACUUGCCGGUAUCCUUACCGUGAGAGGCGGGACCGGUUACAUCGUCGAAUACUUCGGAGAAGGUGUGCAAACGCUAUCGUGUACCGGUAUGGCUACCAUCUGUAAUAUGGGUGCUGAAAUCGGUGCAACAACCUCCACUUUCCCAUACCAAGAAGCUCACAAACGCUACUUGCAAGCAACCAACAGAUCUUUUAUCGCAUCCGCAGCUGACCAAGCCCUACAUCAAUUUGGCUUCCUCAAGGCGGACGAAGGCGCUGAGUACGAUAAGGUCGUUGAAAUCAACCUCUCAGAAUUAGAGCCUCAUGUGAACGGUCCCUUCACUCCUGAUUUGUCCACUCCAAUUUCACAAUUUGGCGAGAAAACUUUGAAAGAGGAUUGGCCUCAAAGAAUAUCUGCUGGUUUGAUCGGUUCUUGUACUAAUUCCUCUUAUCAAGAUAUGACUCGUGCAGCAGACUUGGUUAGACAAGCGGCCCAGGCUGGUUUGAAACCUAAAAUUCCAUUCUUCGUUACCCCAGGUUCAGAACAAAUUAGAGCGACUCUUGAAAGAGAUGGUCUCAUCGAUACUUUCGAAAAAAAUGGUGCCAUCGUGCUCGCUAACGCUUGUGGCCCAUGUAUCGGUCAAUGGGAUAGACAGGAUGUAUCCAAAAAUUCUAAAGAAUUUAACUCCAUCUUUACCUCCUUCAACAGAAACUUUAGAGCAAGAAACGACGGUAACAGAAACACAAUGAACUUCUUGACAUCACCUGAAAUGGUAACCGCUAUGAUCUACUCUGGUGAUGCUCAGUUCAAUCCUAUGAAGGAUUCAAUCAAAUUGGAUGAUGGUAACGAAUUUAAGUUUGCUCCUCCAAAAGGUGAAGAACUACCUCAUGACGGAUUCAUUGCUGGUAGAAAAGAAUUUUAUCCUGUAAACGAUCCAAAACCUGAUCCUAGCAUUGAGGUUAAGGUAUCGCCAGAUUCUGACCGUCUACAACUAUUGGAUCCAUUCCCAGCAUGGAAUGGCAAAGAGUUGAAGACUACCGUGCUGUUAAAGGUCGAAGGUAAAUGUACAACAGAUCAUAUAUCCGCAGCAGGUGUGUGGUUGAAGUACAAAGGACAUCUAGAGAAUAUUUCUAACAACACUUUAAUUGGUGCCCAAAACAAAGAAACUGGAGAAGUUAAUAAAGCUUACGAUUUAGACGGUACCGCUUACGGUAUUCCAGAACUUAUGAUCAAAUGGAAGGAGGAAAAAAGACCUUGGGUAGUUGUUGCUGAACACAAUUACGGUGAGGGUUCUGCUAGAGAACAUGCUGCUCUAUCUCCAAGAUUCUUAGGCGGAGAAAUUAUUCUCGUUAAAUCGUUUGCAAGAAUUCAUGAAACCAAUUUGAAGAAACAAGGUAUGCUACCGUUAACCUUCGCUGAUGAAUCUGACUAUGAUAGAAUAUCAUCCGGUGAUGUUUUAGAAACGCUAGACUUAGCGGAUAUGAUCGCAAAGAAUGGGGACAAUGGGGGUACUCUGGACGUUAAGGUUACAAAACCAUCCGGAGAAUCAUUUAUAAUUAAAACAAAGCACACCAUGUCCAAGGAUCAAGUAGAGUUUUUCAAGGCUGGCUCUGCCAUUAACUAUAUUGGUAACAUUCGCCGCUCAUCUACAUGA